This is a messenger RNA of Ambispora gerdemannii, 201 nucleotides long. NCBI's taxonomy places the organism in Eukaryota, Fungi, Glomeromycota, Glomeromycetes, Archaeosporales, Ambisporaceae. The record is from the annotation of a GenBank genome assembly.
AUGACAGAGGAUGAAUUACUAUUCAAAGACUGGAAUUUCCACAUACUUAAACUGAGUCAAUCAAAAUCAGAAAAUUUUAAAGAGCGCAUUAUCGCUCAAGCAUUAAAAUCACCUGCAAGAAUUUCGCGUUACGUGCCUGAGGAUAUGCCGAAACCGGUGGUCUCUUUAGAAUGGCUUGAAGAGUGGUUGUUAUUAAAAUAA